GUCACCGCCAUGGAAUCACUGGAAUCACUGCACCAGAAGGAUGAUCAUCAAACCAUUCGUACAAGAUUUUCAAAACACUCAGAACAGAUUCCAGAUGAUCUCAUAAUCGAGAUACUCUUGAGAUCACCGUCGAGAUCUAUAGCGAGAUUUCAUUGCUAUCCAAGUUAUGGGAUUCCACACUCAGCGGUCAAGAUUUCACAAAGUCCUUCCUGACAAGAUCUUCCUCUCGACCACAGAUAUUGUUUGCCUGCGGACAGAAUAAUCUCAAGUUGUUCUUGUCUUCCUCAACUCAGCCUGAAAAUACAGAUGAGAACUCAUCUUUUAAAGCUGCCAAUUAUCAGAUGAGUUUGCCGUGUGGACGUUUCUAUACAUUAGGACAUAUCAGUAGUUUGGUCUAUGUUAGAGAAAAUAUAAAUUUGUGGAAGAUAUGUAACCCUAGUACUGGACAAUGCUUUACUUUACCAGAAGCGAAAAGACGGGAGAGAUUUAGUUGGAUAAGGACAUUUCUUGGGUAUGAUCCGAUUGAGAAACAAGUCAAGGUACUGACAAUAACAGGAGGACAUGGAGGAGAUAACGCCAUCUUUGACGAGCAUCAUCAAGUCCUGACAAUAUCAGAAACUGAUAAAAUGUCUUGGAGAAGGAUUGAAUGUGGCACAUCUCAUUCUCCUGUCUCUGAUGGUGUAUGCAUCAGUGGUGUUUUGUACUACAAAGCUUAUAAGCAUUACUUUCCCAAUGCUCGUAUGAUGAUUGUGUGCUUUGACGUAAGAUCUGAGAAGUACAGCUUUGUUAGAGUUACGGAAAGUUCCCUUGGAGCAAUGGAACCUGAAACAAGUCUGAUAAACUACAAGGGUAGAUUGGCUUCACUUGAGAUGAAAAGAAGUUUUGGUGAAGAAGCAAGUACAAGUUUUGACUUGUGGGUUCCACAAGACUCGGGAAAAUUAGAAGAAUGGUCGAAGCAUACUUACAAGUUUCCCAUGUCGAGGAAUGAAGCUAUACAAGACAACAAGUUAUACUUUAGUGUAGUGACUGGUAAAAAUGAAAUAGUGUUGUUUCCGAGAAAAGUAUCCCACCCUUUUUAUGUUCUUUACUACAAUCUCGAGAGGAAAACUAGUAGAAGAGUUGAAAUCCGAGGAUUGAAAGAGCUUAAGGGUAAGAAAGUUUUUGCAUAUCUAGAUCAUAUAGAGGACUUGAAGCUUAUGUAAGUGUCC
Raphanus sativus (radish) is the source of this 1208-nucleotide messenger RNA. Its product is annotated as F-box protein DOR-like. The record is from RefSeq and is a predicted model, not a curated record. The coding region runs from base 342 to 1202 and encodes 286 amino acids. The transcript has a single exon. Lineage: Eukaryota; Viridiplantae; Streptophyta; Magnoliopsida; Brassicales; Brassicaceae.